Molecule: messenger RNA, 1014 nt
Organism: Dicrocoelium dendriticum
Lineage: Eukaryota; Metazoa; Platyhelminthes; Trematoda; Plagiorchiida; Dicrocoeliidae
Source: the annotation of a GenBank genome assembly
CGAACGGUCUGAGCCGGGUGGAACUAAUUUGGGCCGUUCAUCCGUCUCAUGCCGGCUCCUACGAUAAGUAAUGCUGUGGACGGAUUAGAAAAUGGCGAAGAUAUUGAAAAGCUGAAAAAAUUACUCCCACAUGUAAAUUUGGAAACCGGAUUGAAACAUCGAUCUGUCACUCGUGACCCUAUCACUGGCCUGGGUGCGAAAUCGGUCGAUGAAGUCGAAGGGCGAAUAAGAUCCCGCUCACACUCGUCGACAGGAAGAGCCUACAAUCACACAUUUAUUUCAUGGAAUAUAGACUCAGAUGCCGCUGCGACCAAGUUGGCCCAAUGCAAACGAAAAAACGCGCGCAACCCAAUCACUAUGACGGGCGACCUGGGUGACGAAGUGGACAAGUUCCGAUCCACCAAUCGACCUCGAGGCGCGACACUACGUGAACCCCAAAGGAAUCCAAUCUCAGGGCAAGGAAAUUUUGGUGAAAGAGAAUGGGAUCCAGUUUGGAAGUAUAACGGAAAAAUUCGUCGCUCCAAGAGCAGCACAAACAUCCGCAGUAACCCAUUGACUGGUCAGAAUGUGAAGUCCUUUGAAGUCAUGUUCGAGGAGAAGCCAAGAGCAUCGAAAAGACAUGAAGAGAAAAACAAACCUCAACGAAACGCUCUGACCGGCGCUAACUGCACCAGCUAUUCGGUCCCACCUGGCAUGAAGGAAACACAUACAAGCCAACACAGCCCAAUUCAACGGAAUGCGAUUACGGGAGAACAUUGUUCCACUUAUGACAUAAAUGCUGAAGUUCGAUGUCAGAAAAAACGUCCGAAUUCCAAUUGCACCAAUCCGAUCAGCGGUGAGAAUAUGAAAACUUUUGUUAUGUCCCAAGAGGAGAGACAACGACCCAACAAGCCUUAUGUAUACAAAAACACUGUAACUGGAGAGAAUCUGACCAGUUAUCAGAUCACUCCAAUCGAAAGACACGUGAAACCAAGACAAUCAACAGGUACAUUGCUUGUUUCCGUAUAUUCCUGA